AUGGGAGUAGAAAACCAUGUCUAUCUCGCAAAGCUUGCUGAGCAAGCUGAGCGCUAUGAGGAGAUGGUAGAUUGCAUGAAGAAUGUUGCGGGCGCAGAUCAAGAGUUAUCGGUGGAGGAGCGAAAUCUACUUUCUGUUGCUUAUAAGAACGUCAUCGGUGCAAGACGUGCUUCGUGGAGAAUCGUCACAUCAAUCGAGCAAAAAGAAGAGUCGAAGGGCAAUGAGGCUCAGGUUGGGUUGAUCAAGGAAUACCGCCAAAAGAUCGAGGCAGAGCUUGCCAAGAUCUGUGAAGAUAUUCUCGAAGUCCUCGAUGCCCACCUCAUUCCUUCUGCUCAGACAGGCGAAUCAAAGGUUUUCUAUCACAAGAUGAAGGGUGACUAUCAUCGUUACCUCGCUGAGUUCGCCCUUGGCGACAAGCGCAAGAUAUCUGCCGACAAGUCUCUGGAAGCCUAUAAAGCAGCAACUGAGGUCGCAACCACCGAGCUUGCUCCCACGCAUCCCAUUCGUCUUGGUCUCGCCCUCAACUUCUCUGUCUUUUACUACGAGAUCCUCAACUCACCUGAUCAAGCUUGCCACUUGGCUAAGCAGGCAUUCGACGAUGCUAUUGCUGAACUUGAUACCCUAAGUGAAGAGAGUUAUAAGGAUUCCACGCUGAUCAUGCAGCUCCUGAGGGACAACCUUACUCUGUGGACUUCCUCCGAAGCCGACCAACAAGGUGGUGCCGAGGGUGGUGCUGCGCCUGCGGCAGCCGAUGCAAAGGAUGAGAAGCCAGCUGAUAUUGAGACGAAAGACGCUCCCGCUGCUGAGCCAGAGAAGGCUGCAGCAUAA
Molecule: messenger RNA, 828 nt
Organism: Bacidia gigantensis
Lineage: Eukaryota; Fungi; Ascomycota; Lecanoromycetes; Lecanorales; Ramalinaceae
Exons: 4
Coding region: 1-828 (275 amino acids)
Biological process (GO): signal transduction
Cellular component (GO): cytoplasm
Source: RefSeq, a predicted model, not a curated record